Paramacrobiotus metropolitanus is the source of this 1086-nucleotide messenger RNA. Its product is annotated as mitochondrial amidoxime-reducing component 1-like. The record is from RefSeq and is a predicted model, not a curated record. The coding region runs from base 50 to 865 and encodes 271 amino acids. The transcript has 7 exons. Gene Ontology annotation, molecular function: pyridoxal phosphate binding; molybdenum ion binding; catalytic activity. NCBI's taxonomy places the organism in Eukaryota, Metazoa, Tardigrada, Eutardigrada, Parachela, Macrobiotidae.
CAUCAAAUCAUGUAAAGGAAUUUUGGUGGAAACAAUCCAUUGUGGAGAAAUGGGUCCGGAGCUGCAUACACCAUUUGGAAUCGUUCGCGACCGAACAUGGAUGGUUGUCAAUGCCGAAUACCACUUCCUGACACAGCGCCGAAUCCCGCGGAUGGCCUUAAUUUGUCCGGAGAUCGAUGGUGCUUUUCUGUUGGUGACCGCUCCGGAUAUGGCGCCACUGCGAGUGCCCAUACAGCCUGACCUGUCGACCGCCAAAGUUGUCCAAUCUGCUGUCUGGAGUCAAGAGAUUUCAGGGAUUGACUGUGGGGAUGAAGCCGGCGAGUGGUUUUCCAAGUUCUUAGAAGAACCAGGGCUGCGCUUGAUAUACCAUCCACCUGAAUUUGCCGGUCGGCAACUGGUGGAAAGAGAUGCCAAAGUGCUGAAAAUCAAGCGGAAAAUGUGGGAAGAUAAAGACAAAUGCGCUUUUGCGGAUGCCGCACCGUAUCAGCUGCUCAGUGAGGACUCGGUUGCCGAGCUCAGUCGGCACAUGGACACACCGGUACCGUAUCUUCACUUCCGGCCAAGCAUUUUAGUUAACGGAUGCCCACCGAACAACGAGGAUCACUGGUGGCGUUUUCGAAUUGGAACGUCCGAAUUCCGUGCUACAAAGCAGCGUUGCAGAUGCACUUUAACGACAGUGGAUCCACAAACCGGCACAUUUGGAAGGAAAGAUGUGCUUGAGACACUCAAAAAGUUCCGCUCAAACCAGAGUGCCGAAUGGGACGAGGUGUACAAGUUUGGACCGUUGCUUGCUGUCGAUUUGGGUAUCGAUAAAACGGGAACAUGCUCCGUCGGAGACAUAAUUGUGCACUUACCUGACGAAUGAUACAAAACUAUCCUGUCUAUCGUCGCAUCUUGUAUAAUUCUUUAUGUAAAAGCACAUGUUUUCUUGAUAAUUAUGUCAUUUACAUCCAUUUGAUUGUAUUAAUAUUAAGAUGAAUAAUAAUGAUUGCCUUUAUGCGUUUUCAAUAAUUCUAUUGUAAAGCAGUAAAACACGUUUCUUAAUGAAGUGAUUUGUUGUCAAUGACGAUCUAAUAGACAAAGUAA